AUGCAGCUAAGGCCACCAUCUGGCCAUUUGGGCCAGAGAUCACCAAGGAGAAAGCGCACCAUUAACAUGCUUGACGAUUUAUCCCCGAUUAAGCUCAGAUCUCCAAUGAAACGAACUAUGAAUGAGCUUGACCAGGCCGCAGUUCAAAGGGCAAUGCAGAUAAGAUUCAAGAGUGUUGUGCCGGAUUAUAACGAUAAUGAAAUUGAUGAAGAUAGGGAGUUGGUUGAGGAUGAAGACAUGGCAUUGGCCGAUAAGAUUAUCGCUCUCAGCAAGAAAGACAAUUACGAAUCUAUGCAUAUGGAAUCAGAUGAUUCUGACAGGGAAGUGGGAGAUGAAAAGUUCGUUGGUAAUUAUGGAAAAGUGUUCCUUCCAACUACUCCUAAUCUCAGGAGGCAAUUGGCACAUCCUGAUGAAGAUAGAUCACCAUCACCAACCCCUUCACCUACAAGUUAUCGCCGUAAUUAUACACCUAGGAGAUCAAAUAAUAGAACAGAACACCUGCUUACAGAUGAAAUAAAACUUAAAUCACAAGUUAAGUUGAUGGAUAUACCAACAAUUGAUAAAGAAAGCGACACACUUUUAAAAGAGGACGAUGGCCAGGCUGGGUCUCUUUUUUAUGAUGGCUUUGAAGGCUACUUCGAACAGCAAAAGCUUAGAGCCAAGAAGCUAUCAACAAAUUCCAUGACUAUGGCCCCACAGGUAUCCUACGACGAGUUUCAUGCAUACAAUAAACUCGCAAACUUCAUGUGCCUAGGACAGAAGACGAAUCUUAUAGGAUACUACAGACAACAAUACACACAAUGGCUCUUUGAACUCCAGGAAGGGUUUAACAUAAUAUUUUACGGGGUUGGAUCCAAACGCAGAUUGAUUCUAGAUUUCGUGCAGAGUUUUUUGUUGGAAAGAGUUUCUAAAAGCACGAAAUGCGUUGUUGCCAAUGGCUACAAUUCAGAGCUAGAUCCUCGUGCUUUGCUCAAAUUUAUUUGGAAACUGAUGUUUAAUAAGAAGCCACCGACUUGGCACAUGGUGGAUUCCGUCAGAGAGCUCAAAACAGCAUUUAACAAGUUUGUGGAUAGAAAGAAGUUGAUAAUUGUACUCCACAACAUAGACGGGGAGUCACUGAGAAAAGAUAAGUACCAUUACAUAUUGGGUGAGCUCUGCCAGAUACCGCAAAUAAGCUUUAUUUGCUCGAUGGAUAAUAUGAACACACCACUAUUUUGGAAUGCCUCGUUGAUGGCUAACUUCAAUUUCAUUUGGCACAAUGUGACCACGUUCGCUUCUUAUAGUACCGAAAUAAGCUUCAAGGAUCCACUCAGUAUCGGAAAGUCGGAUGAGUUUGUUGGAUCAAAGGGUGCCAAAUAUGUUUUGAGCUCGUUGACGUCAAACGCCAAGAAUUUAUACAAGAACUUACUGAUCCAACAACUUGAAAAGAUUGAUUCUUCCUUGACUUCCGACGAAGAGAUCGAGAACAGAGGUUCCCUCACAGGAAAUAUCAAGUUGGCAAUAAUAUUCAGGGACUUCUACGAGUUUUGUGUCAACGAGUUUAUUGUCUCGAAUGAAAUAUCUUUUCGGACAGUUCUCCGGGAAUUCGUGGAGCAUAAAAUGUGUUCGUUGACUCAAGAUAUCGCCGGUACCGAAAUUCUCUACAUUCCCUUCACAGUCAACGAGAUGGAAAAGAUUUUGGAAGACGAGCUACUAGAAUGA
Brettanomyces bruxellensis is the source of this 1701-nucleotide messenger RNA. RefSeq lists its product as uncharacterized. The record is from RefSeq and is a predicted model, not a curated record. The coding region runs from base 1 to 1701 and encodes 566 amino acids. The transcript has a single exon. Gene Ontology annotation, biological process: DNA replication. Gene Ontology annotation, cellular component: nuclear origin of replication recognition complex; nucleus. NCBI's taxonomy places the organism in Eukaryota, Fungi, Ascomycota, Pichiomycetes, Pichiales, Pichiaceae. Gene Ontology annotation, molecular function: DNA replication origin binding.